Linnemannia hyalina is the source of this 300-nucleotide messenger RNA. The record is from the annotation of a GenBank genome assembly. NCBI's taxonomy places the organism in Eukaryota, Fungi, Mortierellomycota, Mortierellomycetes, Mortierellales, Mortierellaceae.
AUGUCUGACUUUGGAAACUACAGCAGCGGCGGCUCCAUGGAGUCCAAGAAGCAGCAGGUCAUGGAUCAGGUUCGCAGCGAGCUCGCCCUCGCCAACGCCCAGGAGCUUAUCAACAAAAUCAACGAGAAGUGCUUUGCCAGAUGCGUGACCAAGCCCAGUACCAGCUUGGGAGGCAGCGAACAGACCUGCUUAUCCAACUGCAUGGAUCGCUAUAUGGAGGCAUGGAACAUUGUUUCCCGCACCUACAUCAACCGUGUCCAGCGGGAGUCUCAGAACAUGGGAGGUGCUGGUGGAUUCUAA